CUACUACGCCUACUUAAUACAAAUAUUUUUUUAGAAAUGGAUGAAGAAGAAUGUGAUAAACGAAGGACUGAAUGCUUUGACGAUAUGACCGACCUUGAAAUGCAGUUUUCAGAUUUAAAAGAAAUAUUAUAUCAUGAGCGUUUGAGUCAAGUUGACUCAAAACUUGCUGAGGUACAGAAAGGAUAUGCUAUAGAAUACCUAAAACCUCUGAAAGAACUGGAAGAACAUACUCAAAUGACAUUGCACAUAUGUGGUAUCCUGCGUAAACUAAAACUUAAAAAUAUUGAGAAUGCCUACGAAUGCGAAGGAAAAGCCGCAUUAGAACACUAUGAGAGUGAGAAGAUUCUGUUGAAAGAUGCUUUCCGUGCGGAUUUAGAGGAAAAAAUACGAAAGUUAGAGGAAGAUAGACACAAUAUUGACAUAUCAGCAGAAUUAUGGAAUGAGUCGCAGAAGAAACAUCAGCGUAAAUCAGAUUCUCUUCAUCCAGAUAAGAAGAAAAAACCUGUAGCUGUAUCAGGUCCUUUUAUCGUGUAUAUGUUGAAAGAAUUUGAGAUUCUCGAAGAUUGGACAGCAAUUAUGAAGGCAAGGGGAAUCAGUUCUAGAAGGAAGUCUGAUCAUGUGUACCAUUCUGAGGGCCACAGGCACCCCUACAGCGCUAGGUACGAGGAUGGACGACUGUACUACGAGGGUACAUGGUUCAGCAGGUCAUCACGCGUUGUCAUUGAAAAAAGAGAUGAUCCACCUGUCCAUGGAAUUAUCACAUCCAUCAACACAAGUGAGAUCUGGUUGAAGUUACCUGAUGGUACAAAGUCCAAACUGUACCUCUCCAACUUACAGAAAGGGCGAUACACCAUUAAGCACCAUACGUGACUUUGGCAAACAGAAUGAAGAGAGCGAUCAAUGAAUUUAGCAAUUGACAUUUCAUAUGACCAUGAAGUUGCUACCGUUAGGCAGACAUCAUUUUAAAGUCCCAAAUCGAUCAAUUCCAUGUGUUAUUGUGGUUAGAACACUGGAGUUCACCUUGCGCAUGAUUGAGCUAACUCAAUUGUUUGAUUUGUGAACAAAAUAAACAAUAAAGAAGAGACUCACUGAGGAAAGGAAUCUGGAAUUAUGCUGGCUCUUCGUACAUCACAGCAGCGGUGUUUUAUUCAUACAGUUGUGUAUGACCAUGCUGCUUAUUGUCCAGCUCGGAAUUCAGAGAUAGGAAGUGCAGUUGAGGGCGCACUCUAGUAUACUAUACUUGGUGGUGCAUGUUGGGAUCAUUUCAAUGACGACUCAACAAUCAGCAGAAAAUGUUGUGUCAGUCUUGCACUCACACGCUUUAAAAUCAACAAAACCAGACUGUUUAAAUUAAGUAUAUUAUGUUGAUUAUUUAUAUCUCUUGGUUCAUAAAGGUUAAAAGUUAUUCGCAUACUGUAAAUGUAUAUUUGUUACAGUGAUAGAUCCAGGGGUGGCAUAAAAGGCACUCGACCCCCAGCAGCUGCCAACUAAAUAUCUAACCUAACAUGAGUUUAAUUAGGAUAACAUGGUAUUGCAACUUCUGUAGUCAAAGAAAAUAAGGCUGAUGUGGUAUGGACCCUCAAUCUGUAAAAGUUGCUAGCCAGGCCCCCUCUAUUUUAAAUUUCUUGAUUUAACACUUUUAUACAAAUGAAUUUUGUAUGUAGCCUUAUAGGCAUGUAAUUAAUUGAUAAAAACAAAUGACUUUUCCAUCACGAUUUUUGGUUACAUUGUCCCUAGACAACUCAGACUUGUCAGAUUAAAAUAAUGUGAUAACCAAGAAAAAGUGACCUAUAAAUUUUCAUUCUGUCUCAUUUGCUUGAAAUUUUGGCACUUAAGGCAAACUAUUAGGUGCUACAGAAAUUUUGUAUUUGAAGACAUGGUUACUAAAAUGCACCUUAAUAACUAGAGAAGCCUGUAAAUCACUUCUGAUUGUUACAAAGGAACAAAUUAUAAAAUGUAGCGAACCAUUCCACCCAACCUGCCAGCAUUGUAAAUUGUUCACAUAUUUAAAUUUGGUUGCUUAGAAUGUUUCCAUUGUAUUACUGCCAUGUAAAUUUGUGGUUAAUAAAGCUCUGUCCAGGUUAUCACAUUUUCUUUGACAAAAAAACUUCUGUAUGCCCCCAUAUAUAUUCAUGAUGUGCCUAUAUAUGAUCAUGAUGUGUCCAUAUAUAGUCAAGAUGUGCCUAUAUAUGGUCAUGGUGUGAUAAUCAUGACCAUAUCUAGGCAUGUCACAUGUUUUUGUCAAAUAAAAUGUGGUAGACUGGACAGGGUGUAAGGAUAAACAUACACUAUUCAUAAAUCUGUCUGUCAGACUUAAUAAUGUUUUAUCAAACUUUAUCUGUUUGAAUAAAUCGAACAUUCUCUAAAUUCCAGCAUGAAAAGACAUCAUUUGUUUUGAUCAGAUAUCAGAUUAGCAUACAAUUUUGGAAGAAGUCUGAUCAAAUAUUGUUGAAUAUGACAGUAAUAGUGUAUGGCUGCCUUUAAAAUUGUUUUUGUUUAUAAAAGCAAAAUUUGUUGAUGUAGAUAUUUUAUGUAUAUUUUUUAUAAAGUGUAAUGUGUAGCUCUAAUGGUGAUUGUAGUAAUAUUGUAGUGAUACUCAACAAGUUUGAUAUGGUUGGUUGAAAUUCUUAUUUGUGAUACAAUGUACACCAAGGAUAACCCACCAAAUUCCGGAGACUUACUUCCAGUGUGGUCCUUAUUCUGAUCAAUUUACAAUUAUCUGCUUCUAGGUUCAUUAUAGAGUCACUAUGAAAAAAUUACCUAAUUGAUAAUUUUUUUAUAGCUUAAUAUAAAUAAUUUUCUCGCUUAAGAGUUUUAUUUUUCUUGCUUCCAAAAUGUAAGAGCAUUAUGAAAUAUAGAAUUGGAUUUAUGA
This is a messenger RNA of Anneissia japonica, 2872 nucleotides long. Its product is annotated as breast cancer metastasis-suppressor 1-like protein-A. Gene Ontology annotation, molecular function: histone deacetylase binding. The transcript is spliced from 8 exons. Gene Ontology annotation, cellular component: Sin3-type complex. Gene Ontology annotation, biological process: negative regulation of transcription by RNA polymerase II. The record is from RefSeq and is a predicted model, not a curated record. Lineage: Eukaryota; Metazoa; Echinodermata; Crinoidea; Comatulida; Comatulidae. The coding region runs from base 37 to 870 and encodes 277 amino acids.